Messenger RNA from Ochlerotatus camptorhynchus, 4123 nucleotides. RefSeq names its product nuclear pore complex protein Nup160 (gene Nup160). Lineage: Eukaryota; Metazoa; Arthropoda; Insecta; Diptera; Culicidae. Bases 93 to 4037 code for a protein of 1314 amino acids. The transcript is spliced from 18 exons. Gene Ontology annotation, cellular component: nuclear pore. Gene Ontology annotation, molecular function: structural constituent of nuclear pore. The record is from RefSeq and is a predicted model, not a curated record.
CGCGCGUUUCAGUCGUCUUUGAACAGUGAUUUUAGGAUUUCGUUGAAUAUUGUGAAUUUGCGUUCAAUUAAUUGUGUUGAAAUUGACUCAAAAUGGAUCAAUACGUACCGGUGCAAUAUCGGGAAGUACCGAUGAGGCAGCUCUUUUCGAACGCGAGCAGCUGGAGAGAGAUUAAUGUUAGCACCGGAGGGAUCCAUAAUAUGCUGCAGGAUGUCAAGACUUCAGAGCAAUGUGGCGGCUAUUGCUUUGCCAAACGGGAGGAUUAUCGCUCGAACCGGUUCAUCUAUUGGCGUACGUGUCGCGAUUCCAUUUUUCUGAGUGAAGUGAGCAUGAAUCUAAACUUGACGAAGAACAACCUGAAGAUCAGUUUCGACGAAAGUCCGAUUCUGUCCGUUGACGUUAGCGGCAACCAGCUGCAGGUUUUUGUGCUCAUAGUCACUGUCACCAGUGUGCAUCGUAUUGUUUUGAGACAUCCAAAGGUAAACAGUGUGAAUCCGGAUGGGGCGCUGGAGUCAAUUUUGGCAACUGUUACUAGAGAUCACAUUUGCGAUUCGUCUUCGUUUUAUGUUAUUAGUAAUGACAUUGGUCAAUGCUUACCAUCAAUCGCGGCUGCCUAUCGUGUCGAAUAUGACACUAGCGAUAGCGAUGCAUUUUUUGCUGUUGCUACGGUAUCGGCGCUGUACCUGUUUCAGAUGGGAAAUCAUGGAGGCGUGAAAAUGACCGAGCUGAAGCACAAUCAGCUGAUCUCUCGGUUCUUCUCGAAUCUAACCGAUGCCUGGAGGAAGAAAAAUGCCAACGCUCCGGAUCAAAUUGUUUCGCUGAUGUUUGAUCAACUGAACGGGCAAAAAGUGCUUUAUGCUUUCUAUCGGAAUAACGUUGCCCGUGUUUGGACCACCAGUGGUUCCUGUAUUGGCGCGGAGUGCUUCGUCAAAAAUGGCGACCACAAGCUGGAAGGAUCUCAAACCAACAUGGUUCGGAAGUCUGAUAACCUCAUUGGUGUGUUCUUGGCGUACUCCGAUUGCUCGGAGUUUAUCAUCCUGAGUCCCUGUUUGGACGACUCGGGUAACGUUUCCCUCGUAAAAGAAACCGUCAUCCUAGCUCCCAACUACGAUCUGAUUGAUUUUAAGCUAUCCGAUCAAAGCAUCUGGGCUCUUUGGUGCAAUGCUGAAGGAGAAAUGCAAGUCCUCACGUACUCGUUGAGCAGCGAAAUCGACAGCUUUUGGCUUCCGAUUCCGCUGGAAAGCAUGGAUGACAAAUAUACGGCAAAGCUCGAGAAAGGAACCGAUCUGAAGCUGGUCUACUGUAAUCGUAUAUUCCACUCGGGAAGAUUCCACAAUAACGUCAUUGCUAAGACCCUGUCGAUGUUCAACCGAAGUUUUACCUACUCGGGAACCAACAUUUCGACCGCUGCACUGAAACGUCACGUUUGCAGUUAUAUCGACGGCGAGCUGCAGAACGAACGCAAAUUGCAAAACAUCACUGAUGAGGAGUUCAUCGAGCUGUCGUCCAAUCUGUGGGAGAAGUUCUACAUGUGCUGCUCGCAGUACAACUUUGAAGCAUGCCAACCGAUCGGCAUGCUUAUUCUCGACCAGAUGGACGCAUUCUGCUUGAUUAGGAAAAAGUUCAUCUCAUUUUUCCGGCCGUGUGACGAGCUGGAGGUUGCUUUUCUGUCGGAAAAUUAUCCGGGAAGUGUUGUCGGCGGUGGCAUUGCUGGGGGUAAAUCGUUGCAGCAGGAUGUGGCCGUGCUGAUUCGGGUGCUGAAGCAGAUCGAUAAAUUUGUGCCCGAGGAUGACAAGCUGGAGAUUGAAUCGUGCUUGUUCCAGCUGCGUUCAACCAAGGAUGUGAUGGAGGCCAUUGCUGGGUCACAGUGUUUUGGAAAUCAGUGUAACCUUACCUCCGUUAUCCAGUCAAUUGAAGAUCUACCGAAAGCCAUGGCAGUCGUAUUGCAGAAACUCAAACUGGACCAUGAAUCCUCUGCGGAUGCCAGUUACGUCUCAUUUUCAAAACAACUACCGUUCGGUGGUCUACUCGGCGUCCAGCUGCUCACGGAAACCGUCCGCCAGAUGAUCCAACUGCGCUACAUGGUCGUCCGCAAUCUGAUCGUGCUGCAGCAUUUACUGUUGAACAAUUUUGCACUGAACUGCAACGCGAUGGAAAUUAUCCGUUCCAAGUGCAUUCCCGACAGUGAGGUGUUCCUGCAGUCGUACUACGUGAUGAAUUGGAUCGCCGAGUCGACGGUGGACUAUGCGGUCGUCAGGAGCAAAUCUUUGGAAAGUGAUGCCUCGCUGGUGAUCGGCCAUGAAGAGGCUUAUGCGUUCGAGUAUAUUUCGCUGCUGCACCUUUUCGUUGCCACCCGGGGUUUGAAAACCUGCAUGGCUACCGAAGAUGGUCAACGUAUUGCUGGUUGUGCAGAAUGGUUCUCGGUACUGCUGGACAUCUCCAACGGUUUACUCAGGCUUAUUUGGCCCGUGGCAGGGGAUUUCACAUUUGGCCAGUGGCUCAUGCAGGGCGAGAUGCAUAUUUUCAUCGAAGAAUACGUUCGGCUUCUCAACUCCUGGUGCGAAUGGAAUAAUUGUUCUCGCAAUUUCAUCCUGGCCAAAUCCUACCUCAUGAACGGUGAAAAUGCGAAAGCCCUCGAUCUGUUCCCUCAAUCCGCAAAGGGUAUCGUCAAGGAACCAUACCUUAUGAACUUCACCAAACCAUCCGACUCAUCCUCGGUACCACCGGAUGAGAUGCUAAGCAUUUUCUACCUGAAAGUAAUUCGUCUAUUCGAGCACUACGGAGCGUACGAUUGCAUCAACGUGUUGGCUCAAAUUGCCAUCGGCACGUCGGUCCAAAGCAAGCAGCAAGCGAUGUUCCAAAGCAUUGACUUUAGCAGCCAUAUGGAAUUGGGACACUACGAGGAAGCGUAUCAUUCGUUGGUGUACAAUUGCGAAAUAACACGGAAGAAGGAUUGCCUGCGUCAGCUGGUGUGGCGAUUGUUUCAGGCGAAGAAGUUCAACAUUCUGGUCGAUCUACCGUACUACGGAUUGGAAGUCGACUUCCAAAAUAUCAUGGAAAUGCAUGCACGCUCGGUGGAAAUUUCCGAAAAUAGUCACUAUGACUUUUUGUAUUCGUAUCAUAUUCUGCAGGGAAAUAUGCGAAAAGCUGCGCUGAUCGCUUACGAAAAAGCCAUGCGAUGCCAUCUAGAAUGCAAUUCAUUGAUAUUUUUGAAGAUGCGUUGCGAAGCGUUGCUCAAGUGUAUCAACGCUUUGAACCUGGUAGUUCCGGAGUAUUCGUGGAUUGCAAAGCCAACGAUUUUCAAAGAAAGUAAAUCGCAGGAUGAAUCGGCACCUCAAAUUGAAGUUAUCAGUUUGGCUGAUGUCCGCAAGGAGCUCAUGGUUAUGGAAGCGGUGCUGGAGAUCUCCAAACAUUUGGAGGAUUACCGAGCGGUCCUGGACGUGGAUACCAACGAGCUGAUUGUUAUUCUGGCAAAUGCCAAACUGUACUCGACCGCUUUCAAGUUGGCACAUGCACUGGACAAAAGUGUACUACCGGUGUACGAAAGUUUGGCAACGGCCUGUGUAAUGUGCGGCUUGCAGGACACCGCCGACAACUGGGACUGGCUACAUAAGAAUAAUCUCACAGAUUCGGUCAUAAGCCAAGACAGUACGGACACCACGUGGAAGUUCCUGAAGCAUUGCCUUUCGAACGAAACCAAGGACCAGGAAGCGUGCCACGUCACGGCAAUGAGUCAGAUCAUUUCGAAGAAUACAUUCCCACCUCAAUGGUUAACGGAUUGGUGUAUGAUCAAAACCCCCACCAAACUGUUUCAACUCUACCUAAACUAUGGCCGCUUGGAGGAGGCAUACGAAAUUGCGGUUAAAUUGAUACAGGCUCAGCUGAUCAGGCGCAGUUCGAUUACUGCACUUCAUUUCCAUCGAUUCCUGCUUCCAGUUACCUUGAUCGAUCGGCUUCAGUAUGAACUGGGCAAGGAGGUUAAAUUCCAAGAGAAAACAAAUCUACUGGAGCAACUUAUCGGUCGCAUAGCUGAGUAAGAUAUUCAAUUGUUUUUUAGUCGUAUUCAAUUGGAAUAGUUAUUUGAUAAAUGUACUUGAAUUUUUUUCAAAUUCAACGAAUCAUC